Dromiciops gliroides (monito del monte) is the source of this 2044-nucleotide messenger RNA. RefSeq names its product acrosin binding protein (gene ACRBP). The record is from RefSeq and is a predicted model, not a curated record. Lineage: Eukaryota; Metazoa; Chordata; Mammalia; Microbiotheria; Microbiotheriidae. The transcript is spliced from 10 exons. Bases 339 to 1784 code for a protein of 481 amino acids. Gene Ontology annotation, cellular component: nucleus; acrosomal vesicle. Gene Ontology annotation, molecular function: protein binding.
AUCCCUUUACAGUGAAACCCUCUUCCUUCUUGACGAAGCUGUGCCAGGCUUCAGGCCCCGGCCACGCCCCGGUACAGCCUAGGCUUGGCGCCUUCCAGGUCUACUCCAUCUUCUCCUGGCUUUUCCCUCUCGCCCCGCCCUCAGGGGAGGGGCUUCCUUUAGGCUACAAUAGGCCACGCCCCUUCCGUCCUCCCCGCUCUCGAGACUGUCUCUAAGGCCACGCCUCUGGUUCUCAUGGGCCCCGCCCCCUCCCCGCUCGGUUAGGGGCCGGUUGAGGGAGGGCGGGUGAAGUAGGAGGCUAGCGUGGGCGUCAGGCAGCGGAGCCUUCCUCCAGGGUCAUGAGAAGCCAAGCUUCUGGCCUUCGCCUCCCACUCCUGGCAGCGAUCCUGCUGGCCCCAACACCUGCCCCAUUCCCGGCUUCAGACCCUGAUGUCCCUGGCGCCCCACUUUCUCCAGCCGAAUACGAGCGCUUCUUCUCAGCACUGACCCCAACCUGGAAAGCAGAGACUGCCUGCCGCCUCCGUGCAACCCAGGGCUGUCAAAACCACAAACUUGUACAAUUGGACCAAUACGAAAACCACGGCACCCUGCCCCAGGGCUCUGUCUGCACAGACCUACCUUAUGCUUCCUGGUUUGAGUCCUUCUGUCAGUUUACCCAGUACCGUUGCUCCAACCGACUCUACUAUGCCAAGAGGGUCUUGUGCUCCCCGUCACCCCCACCUCUCUCAUCCCCUGAGACCUUUACCAGGAUGGACAGCACAACAGUCCCUUUUAGCCUGCCCCAUGUCACAACAGCAGAGAGCUCUGAAACCUAUCUGCCCUGGCAUGAACAGCUUCACACCAACAUGGAGGAGCUCCUGCAGUCCUCCCUCUCCUUGGAAGGGAAGGGGAGUGAGGCUCAUACAGAAUCUCCCAAUAAUCCCCCCUCUACCAGCCAGGUGAGAAAGGAGGACCCUAGACCUAUAGUGAUCGAGGGCAUCAAGGAACUCAUUCGAUCAGCCCAGGCCUUGGGGGGCCAGAACAAGACCACCCUAAAUGAUGAAGAUGAUUCUUCUGGAAGCACUGUCCCCAGCCAUCCUCAGGCAUCUUCCCCAAGUCUUCUCUCUCUGCCUGGGGAGGAGGCCCUGUUGGUGUUGUGUUACGCAAUCCUUUCAAGCAGCUGCCCCACUAUCCCUGUGACCAAAGCCUGGCAACAUAUUGAAGAACAGAUUUAUGGCUUCGGCAACACGGUGUGUGACAGCCUUGGGCGACGACACAUGGACACUUGCCAAUUUUGUGCAUUCUGCUCCCUGAAGCUAGAGCAAUGCCAGUCAGAGGCACCUCUGAAGCGGGAGUCUUGCAGUGAAAGCCACAGUGAAGAGUUCCUCAGCCCCCUGCUCUCUGCCCAGGAUACCACCACAGGCAUACAGGUAGGCCCUAUGAUGGAGGGCCGGUAUUAUGGGCUGGAAUUGUAUGGUGGGCUUCGCAUGGACUUCUGGUGUGGUCGGCUGGCCACGAAGGGCUGUGAGGACACCCGAGUCUCCAGCUGGCUGCAGACUGAGUUCCUCUCUUUUCAGGAUGGAGAUUACCCCUCCAAGAUCUGUGACUCGGACUAUAUGCAGUACCCCAACUACUGUGCUUUUAAAAGCCACCAGUGUCUGCUUCGUAACCAGGACAAGAAGGUAUUCCGCCUGAGAUGCUUGAAGAAUGAGACAUAUUCAGUACUGAACACAGCCAAAGGUGAGGAGGCUAUACUGCUCUGGAGCCAGGAGUUCAGCAGUGUAACCCUGGGCCACGGGGGGUGAACUUGGAAGCCAAAGAGAUAUCGGAGGUUAUGGUCCCUUACAUCCAUCCCAGCACUCUUCAUCCUCUAAGCUUUGCCCACUCCCAAGCCCUUGAAGCCUCAUUGCCCUUCAGCAAGAUCCUCAUCUCUCAGCCUGGCCUCAGCCACUCUGGCCCUCCCAGCCUCUCAUCAUCUGGUGCUUGAUCCCACUCUCAUAUUGUUCCUGCGAGCAAAGCAACAGAGAAGAAUGUUUGCUGUGGUGAUGAAGAAAUCCACCUACCU